UCCGGCAACCCUGGCACGACCUCUCACAAACUGAACUAUUUGCCUGGGAAAUUAAUUUAAUUAAUUAUUCGCCCUGCCUUAGCCAUACGUAUGAAAAAUGAUAUGCCGCCUGUGUCUGGACGAGGCGGAGCACAGUGUGCCGAUCUUCGACCAGGAAGAUGCCGCCGACUUCGCUGGGGCCUCCACCAACUUGGCCGGGCUGAUUGAAAAGCACCUGCAGAUGGUGCUCCUGCCAAAUGACGCGGUGUCCAAGUGCCUCUGCACCCAGUGCUGGCAGCAGUUGGCCGAUUUCGAGCAGUUCUGCUCGAUGGUGAUGAAAAAACAGCUGGGCCUGCCGCAGCUGAAGCAGGAACCCUUUUCCGAGGACGACGACACUAAGGCGCAAAUUCUGUGCGAGCCAGAGAUCGAUGUUAGUCCGGCAGGGCCGGACACUGAGGAGUUCAACGAGAUCGACGUGGAUGCCAGCAGCAGCCAGGCAAAGGGAAAAGUUCGCCUGCCAUCGCCCAUACGGCGCAGUAUGCGUCCCCGGUCUGCUCCAAAGACCAGAUCAGUUAAGAGCAAGGUCAAACCCAAGCGGCAGCCGGUGGAGGAGGAUGAGGACGGAGACGAGGAUGAGGAGCAAGAAACAGAUCCAGCGGUGGAUCCUGAAAGCCGCACCAGCAGCAGUCAUGAAAUGGACAGCUACAUUGCGAGUCAUGGGCGUUUGGAGUGCAACCUCUGCGGCAGUGACGACGGCCAGUUCCAGAACUUUGCCGAACUGAAGCGCCAUUUCCGCAAUCACCACCAGUCCCAGGGAUAUGUGGUGUGCUGCCAGCGGCGCUACAAGAAGCGGGCUCUCUACGUCGACCACCUGCGCAUGCACAACGAUCCGGACUACUUCAGGUGCAAGAUAUGCUCCAAGCAGCUGGUGAGCCGGAUUAGUUACGAUGUGCACAUGCUGCGCUUCCACUCCAAUGACGAAGCCUGUGUCUUUGCCUGCGACAAGUGCUCCAAAAGAUUCUCCAAACAGUUUCUGCUCACCAUUCACGCCCGGGUGCACCAGCAGGAGCGCAAGGAGCAGUGCAAACACUGCGACAGAUCCUUCCGCACUGCCGUGGAUCUGCGGUUACACAUGCGUCGCACCCACGAUCCCAGUUUUGUGCCCUUCAUAUGCGACUCGUGCGGCUCCAAGUUCAAGACGAAACAGAAUCUAUUGGUGCACAAGCGAACCGUGCAUCGGGAGGGCUCCCAGCUGCCGGAGGUGCAGUGCCAACAGUGCCAGACAUGGCUGAGCGACGAGAACAGCCUGCGCAAGCACAUGUACAUGCAUCUGGACGCUGCAUCGCUCCGGCAAUGGAAGUGCGAGCAGUGCGGCCUCGUGAAGGACUCCAGGGCCAAGUUGGCUGCGCACAUUCGUUACCACCAUCCAAAGGAGUAUCACAAGUGCUCCCACUGUGGCAAGGAGUUCAAGAGCAGUCGAGGCCUGGAAGAGCACACAGCCACUCAUACGGGCCAGGAUCUGUACGAGUGCGCCUUCUGUGAACGGACUUUCAAGAAUUCGGGUAACAUGCACAAGCAUCGCCGCCAGAUGCACGCUGCCCAGGUGGCUGCCCUGCAACAGCAGAAGAAAGUGCGCCCCAGCAAGCGGAAAGACAAGGGCGAGCUACUGCUUGGUGUCCUGGCAUCUUCCGGCGGCAAGGACAUGGACAUGGACGUGGGGAUGGGCAUGCCAAUGGGAAUGGGAACUCUGGGAGGGAGUGGAGUAAACGACUGAUUGAAUUCCAAAAACUGAAUAAAUUGUUUGGGGGUCUUUUUUUAA
Messenger RNA from Drosophila bipectinata, 1798 nucleotides. RefSeq names its product transcription factor grauzone. Gene Ontology annotation, cellular component: nucleus. Gene Ontology annotation, biological process: regulation of transcription by RNA polymerase II. The record is from RefSeq and is a predicted model, not a curated record. Gene Ontology annotation, molecular function: zinc ion binding; DNA-binding transcription factor activity; RNA polymerase II cis-regulatory region sequence-specific DNA binding. NCBI's taxonomy places the organism in Eukaryota, Metazoa, Arthropoda, Insecta, Diptera, Drosophilidae.